Molecule: messenger RNA, 3199 nt
Organism: Seminavis robusta
Lineage: Eukaryota; Bacillariophyta; Bacillariophyceae; Naviculales; Naviculaceae
Source: the annotation of a GenBank genome assembly
GACUUCCUCAGAAUUUGUAAUGAAGUUCCAGCCAGCAGCUCCCAAAACUGUGGCGGUGCCUCGCAAAACCAUUGUUCCUUUGCUAUUGGACGACUGCAGGCUACAGUGGAUAAAACAAUCUCAAGGAAACGGAGCAAGAUGAUGGAGACCAGGUUUUUGUUGAUGGUACUCUUCUCCACAGCCACCAUUCUAGUCAUGGUGGCCGUUGGUUCGGGUACAGCAAGCCAUGGGAGCAGCGAGCUCGAGGCUCCGCCCCUCCGGAAUGGCGUGGGAAAAGAGUUUGGAAUCACCUUCAGGGGGAGAGGCCAUCAUUCCACGAGGUUGAUUCCGUCUCUCUCCGCCGCCAAGCGAGAAGCCAGCUUCUCCAAGGGCGAAAAACACCACCUGCGUCGCAAGGCAGUUGAAAUGAUAGUUAUGGGAGGGGGGCAACCAGGAGCAGAAGAGCCUACUUCUCAGCUGCUGACGUUUGCCUUGAUUCCCAAGCUCAUGAACAAUCCAUUUUUCGAUGUGAGUGGAGAAGGUUGCCAUGACACAGCAGAGCGGUUGGGUGUGGCGUGCCUCUAUAUUGGGCCACCAGAGUUUGAUUCCUCUGGAGCCCUUCAAGUGGCCCUUCUGGAAGAGUUACUCCGCAAUCAUACCACGGGUGUGCUGCCACUGGCAGGCUUGGCUAUUUCAUCAGUGAAUGCCGAAAGCUUGGAACCAGUCAUUGCCAAGGCUACUUCCCUCAAAAUUCCAGUGGUGACAUUUGAUUCUGAUGCUCCUCAGACAGACCGCCUUGCUUACAUUGGCACAGACAACUACUUUUUAGGGACGCAGCUGGCCAAGACACUCAAGCAGAUCCAACCAAGCAGGCCAGGGACCUUUGGUAUUGUAUCAGGAUUAUCUCCCAACCUUGUGGAACGAGAACAAGGCGUUCGGGAUCACUUGGUCAAGGAAGGAUGGAUCGAAGUGGGCACAUCACCUGCAGACCACAAUGCCAGUUCUACAACAGUUGUGGACAAAAUGUUUGGCUUUGUGGAGCAACACUCACCCACAGCCAUUAUCCCUGUCAUGGGUGCUGGUAUGAGAGCACCCGACAACUACUGGCAGAAGUUUGCCAAGACGCAUCCAGAAGUACUGCUUGUUGUGGGUGAUGCUAUGCCCAAUCAACUCGAGCUACUUGAUAGGCAGUUCUGUGAUGGAUUGGUGGGACAGCUUCCGUAUGAGAUGGGUGCCCUGAGCAUUGAGACACUGCUCAAGUUCUCAGAAGAUCCAAACUAUGAAACAGAUGAAUUCAUUGGAACCAAUGUAUUGGAACACUUGUUGAUUCCCCUAAUUUUGCCAGAACAUGUGGUUGACCAUAACUUGGUGGGACAACUUCGCUAUGUGGGAUACACCUUGUUUGCCAUUGUUGCCAUCUUGGCCUUGGGCUUUUCUACUUGGACAUGGGUACAUCGCAAUGUGAGGGUAGUCAUGGUGUCACAGCCAAAAUUCCUUGUAAUGGUGGCACUUGGGGUUCUCAUCAUGAUCUCAGCAGUCUUGCCAAUGGGAUUUGAUGACUACUAUGAAACCAACAAUGAGAGUAAUCAGUAUACCAAUACCAGUGAUGAAAGCAGCAGUCGCCGUGGUGUAGCCAUGUGCAUGACUCCUGUUUGGCUGUUGACACUUGGAUUCUCCUUGAUAUUCUCUUCACUGGUUUCCAAAAUCUACCGAGUACACAAGCUCUUCCAGAGGGCCACAAGGUUCUCCCACUUGCCCACUAGAGAGUGGGAUUCCCUGAUUCCACUCAUUGCUCUGCUUGUGGCCAACUGCACUAUCCUCAUUUCGUGGACUGUAGUGGACCCUCUUCGGUAUGUGCGAGUUGAGCAUGAUGGAACGGAUGGGUGGGAUCGACCUGUCAGCACCUAUGGCAUGUGCCAGUGCAACAAAACAGUUGCCUUUCUGGUGCCACUGUGUAUUGUGAAUGGAUUGGUUCUGGUCUUUGCCAACUGGGUUGCCUACAAGGCGCGGUCCAUUAAUGAGGAGUUUGCUGAGAGCAAGUACAUUGCUGUUACCAUGGCCAGUAUGUUGCAGGCAUUCCUUAGUGGAGUUCCCAUAUUGGUUGUGGUGCAAGAAUCUCCUCAAGCAUUCUACAUGGUUUCAGUCUUCAUGAUCUUCAUCACAUGUUCUGUCAUCCUUCUCCUGAUCUUUGUCCCAAAGAUUGUUCUCUACCAGCACUUCUCCAGUCAACCAGAGCAUGUCCAACGAAGUCAGAUCACGCAAUCCAUUAGGAGUUCUGUUAAACAACGACCCCUCCGCUCAAGUUUGAAGCAGCACAACGGACCAUCAUAUGUGUCAUCCCUUGAUGAUUCCUUCUCCAACCGACCACAGGAAGCAGCAUUAUUUGUGUUGCCUUCGAUACUUGAACCAGACCACGAUGACUCCUUUUCAGCUGCUGUUUCGGAACAAGCCUUGAGUCUUGCGUCAUCAAAGAUUCAAAAGAAGGCCCGUUUCUCAGAAGAGACAAUUCAGGCUGAUAUGAAGAAAAGACCCACAGACAUUUUGAGGAGUGUCAGCCAGAAUACAGAUUCUUGGGGUGGGGCAAGCUUGUCCGGGUGCGAGCCCAUCCCUUCAUCUCCCAUAACUUCAAAGAAGUCUGUGGAUGUAUUGCAGAAGACAACUUCUUGGGGUGGGGUGAAUUUGUCACUGGCGACGAAGGAUGACUCCUACAGCAAUCGUUCGACAGAAGAUUUCCAUGAUGAGGCUGACUGUCCAGGUCCUAACCAGAAGCCUGUGGAUGUUUUGAAGGGGGGCACAUCCUGGGGUGGGGCACACUUGUCCACGCUUGACGACUGUCACUCCAUCAGCAAUGGUGAGGAGGACGACUUUUGUGAUGAAUCAGGCAAUGACACAACUGAACCAGAACCCAACAGUGCUGGCGACGGCAGCGCAACAGUUGAAGGAUCGGAGGGAAAGGGAGGCAUGGGGGCCUAACAACAGCAAUUGACAAGUUCAGACCUUGCUACAGGAAAGUACCAACGACUUUUUUGUGUUUUCUUCUUUGCAUGGUAACCAAGAAAGGUCAUCCUGCAACUUUGCUAGGUACUUUGUCUUGUCCGGCUACAAGGUUGGUUGCUCCUAGCGUCUAUUAGGCAUACUGGAAUUCGGAGGGAUCGCUACAUUGUAAUGGCAGAUCCCAAAAUUAGUUGUCGUUUAGGAAACACGAAACGUGGUCUCGUCC